Molecule: messenger RNA, 441 nt
Organism: Xyrauchen texanus (razorback sucker)
Lineage: Eukaryota; Metazoa; Chordata; Actinopteri; Cypriniformes; Catostomidae
Product: transcription factor ATOH1-like
Exons: 1
Coding region: 1-441 (146 amino acids)
Molecular function (GO): protein dimerization activity
Source: RefSeq, a predicted model, not a curated record
AUGUCUGUAAUUUUGAGCUUGCAAAAUAUCAGCGGUCCACAGAGACACAGACGUGUGGCCGCCAAUGCAAGGGAAAGACGGAGGAUGCACAGACUGAAUCAAGCCUUUGACAAACAGAGGAGUGUCAUUCCAUCCUUAGAGAAUGAGAAAAAACUGUCCAAAUACAACACCCUGCAGAUGGCACAGAUAUACAUCACAGAGCUGUCCGAGUUGUUGGAGGGUGUUGUGCACUCGGAGUGCAGAGUUUUCAGGGAGGGGUGCGGCCCACCAGGCAGUCAGAGGACUUCAGCUCAGUCUUUGAGGACUAGCGUCAAUUACACAAAGGAUGCACCUUCCCCUAAUUUCGUUCUGGAGAAAAGCGACGUCACGUCAUCAAAUGCCAGUGAUGGCGAAUCGUCGCAUUUUAGUGACACUGAAGAAGGACAGACUGGAGGACGCUGA